This is a messenger RNA of Thelazia callipaeda (thelaziosis nematode), 1290 nucleotides long. NCBI's taxonomy places the organism in Eukaryota, Metazoa, Nematoda, Chromadorea, Rhabditida, Thelaziidae. The record is from the annotation of a GenBank genome assembly.
AUGGUAGAUUCGUUAAGACAAUGUGGUACACUAGAAUAUAUUCAUAAUUCAGAAAGGGUUGCUAUAUUUGGUGAUUUGCAUGGUAGUUUGUAUGAUUUAUUCCGUAGACUAAAAGAUGCAGGCUGGCCUACAGAAAAAACAUUAAUUUUCCUCGGUGAUUAUAUUGAUCACGGAAAGGUAUCCUUUAGAAUUACGUUACCCCAAACGUGUAUAUAUGUUACGUGGCAAUCAAACACAGUGAAUCAGUGUUAUGCAAAUGAAGAAAAUGAGUCUGGGUUGGUGCAGAACAUUGAAAAUUAUUAUGCAAGUGCUGACACGAAGUUGAUAACAGUUAAUAGUAAUUUCGUAUUCGAUCACUUACCACUAGCAGUCAUAUUAUCAGAUCAAGUAUUACUCUGUCAUGGUGGUAUCUCCCAGUAUUUAAAAUCACGAAAUGACAUAGCUCAAAUACCACGUACUCUUGCACCAGAACUUAACUUAUUACAUAGCAGUAUUAUGACUGAUAUUUCAUGGGCUGAUCCAUACAAAGAAAUAAAUGGCUCCAAGUACAAACCAUCUGGACGUGUUGUCUCGUACUAUUUCAAUCGUAGAGCUUUGAAAGAAAAAUUACGGGUAUUGAACUGCCGAGCUCUUAUACGUGGGCAUGAAGCCAAUGCUAGUUUUCGAUGGUUUAUGUUAUACUAUAUACAUUCAUCAUCAGCAGCUGGUGAUGAGUACUGUGCAGCAGCCAUUUUGUUGGUUGAUUUUGAUAAAACGACAAAUCUUUUGAGAGGCAGUGUAGUUUAUCAUUCAACAAAAGGUAAUUUAGAACAUUUACGUGAAAAACUGGCUGCAAAUUUUGCACGAGUAAGUUACUCUAUGGAUAACCAUUCAUUUUUUAUUGGCACUGCAGAAAUUAUUUCUGAAAAUGUUUUCAAUCAAAAUCUUCAUCCGCUUGUUUCAUUUAAAUUUAUGGAUGGUGUAGCGGCUGCGAUUUUCAAAUGGCAACGAUUUAUUUCACACUUUGAUUUAUUUAUGACUACUCACCAAGAUACUACUGGUUACGUUAUUAAUAACAGUAACAGAAGUAUUAUCAAUGCCUCCUUACUAUUCAACGAAUACCGAACUGGUAAUCACAGUAUACAGCUUGAGAAGGGAUUUUUUGAUGACAUGGAUGCCGUUUCACGAAACAAUAAUAUAAAUGAUUUGCAUAAGGCUGCUGCUCUUGUAUAUCCGAAAUUUCUGAAUGUGUUGAUUAAACAGCGUAUUAAUUUAAAUGCAAUUAUUACAAGCAUUAUAGAUACAGACUGA